Molecule: messenger RNA, 10360 nt
Organism: Xylaria bambusicola
Lineage: Eukaryota; Fungi; Ascomycota; Sordariomycetes; Xylariales; Xylariaceae
Exons: 3
Coding region: 163-9849 (3228 amino acids)
Biological process (GO): fermentation
Cellular component (GO): membrane
Source: RefSeq, a predicted model, not a curated record
GAUGCGAUGCUUGCCUGUCCUGCGCCACGAUAACCCCGAUUCUCCCAGUUCGUUUUGUCUAUAGAAACGGCCUUGAAUAAAUGUCUUCUACCGCUGGACUACCCGAUACCACACAAGAGGGUAGCGCGUGCUUCUGGAGAAGCCGGGGAAGCUAAGGUGCCGAUGGCCACCCAAGGGAGCCCUGGCUCAACGACAACGUCGCCUCUAAAGAACUUUAAUGGCGAAUUCCUCGGAUACACCGUCGUAACUGGAGUCUUGGCUGUCUUCUUCUUGUUAUACUUCAAUAGAGUAGUUGCCUCGAUUGUCUCCUCCGUUAUUCGCACGUAUACAUGGCAUCGAUAUCGUAUCUAUAUCGACAUCCAGGCCCUCCAAUUAUCACUGCUCGGCGGCCGUCUCUUCUUCACUGGUCUGCGGUAUCAUGGCAAUAACGAAACCAUACUCAUCCAGAAUGGCCACAUCACUUGGUCAUACUGGCUACGCAGGGUUCGCGAUGCGCAGGUCUAUGAUGCCAAAAAUGGGUCCAGGGUUGACGUGGAGGAUACUGUUUCCAAUACCAGUGAUAAAAAGCAAAAGCUGCCAUGCCGUAUCAAUAUUGCAGUGUCUGGUUUGGAAUGGUUCGUGUAUAAUCGCAGCGCCGCGUAUGAUUCGAUCCUCAAUGCCAUGACCGACGCUACGGGUGAGCCUCUACUACACGGUGAUAAAAACGACAUUGAGGGUAGGGGCAAUAAUGACGGCGAUGUUAAAACAAGCACAGACGACGUGUAUGUGGGUGAAUUCAAGGAGAACCAGCCACGGCGGCGUAAACUCACCAAGGGAUCGAACAUCGAUAAGGAGGAUCGAGAUAUGGAAGGGAGUGUCGAUGGCGACGAGAAAAACUCCACCGAAAUUAGAAAUCCUGUGGCCCCUGAAAGUGUAUCCAGCUCCAUGGAUAGAAGCCAGGUAGGGGCUGAGGAUACCCUUCCAUUGAUGUUGCAAUUUUACCCGGUACAUUUUGAAUGCGAUAGAGGUGCUUUGGUCAUGGGAAAUGACAAUACCAAAAGUCUGCUCAUCGUGAAAGCUAAGGGCUUUUCUGGAGAGGUUGAUGCUACGGAAUGUCAAACAGUUGACCCCUAUAGACAACUUUUCGAAAUUAGUUUCGAUCACCCGGUACUUGAAAUGGUGGAACACAAUGGUUACAAAGAGGACCAACUGUCUCGCGCUGUGAGGGAGAAGCAAGCAGCUUUAGAUUCCCGCGACGUUCAUCAGCCAUCGUUUCUCCGUAGACAACGCCGCAAGGCUCUUGGAAAGCUUCGAAAUCUUGUGCCUUAUUGGAGAAAAUCUGUGGAGUCUUUCUCGGUAGACUCCCGAACCGGCACCGCACCUGCAGAGCCACCUAUCCCUGGGUUGACACAGUGGCAGGGCCUUUCUCGCUACCUGAACGUUGAUGAUGAGGAUGAUAAGUCGAAAUGGUCAUCUAUCGAGUAUGCUGCGGCUCACACUGUAGUGGAUAGUCCUGCCGGGACCUUGAAAAUUUAUUGGGACGUCCCAUCAAAGGUGCGGAAGGAUGCACAGUCUCGACCUCCUAUAGACUCGAAUGAUCCUAAGUAUAUCAACGGAGACACGCCGCCUGCUUGGGCAAUUAGUUUAGACCUCAAAGGAGGUAUAAUCAACUAUGGCCCGUGGGCAGACAGACAACGGGCCGAAUUACAGAGAGUCUUUUUUCCUGGGCUCUGUAAAGAUGCUGUUCCAGCUCGACAACUGCCUAUUGGAGCAGAUCGCGUGCCCACAGUCUUUAAUUUUUACCUGGAGCUUAGCGACGAAGCUAUACUCAGAAUACCUACACGAGAAAGUUCUAAAAAUUGGAAGUGGAAAAAGGAAGGGUCUGCCACGAAGCAACAACGGGAACAUGGUCAGCAACGUGGCCGUGGCCGAGGUCAUGGCCAAAAGUCUACAGCUACUACGCCGGCGGAGCAGCGUCCGUAUGGUUGGCUCGACAUCAAAAUUGGUAUGAACGCCACAGUUUCGUAUACGAUGGAUAUGCUGGCGAAAUCAACGGGAUACCAUAAUGUCCUAAAGAUUGACUUGCCUUCAACUGAGGUAUCCACGAGCGUCAAUCACGGUUUAAUGUGGCGGUCCGGUACUCAAAAAAUUACAUGUGAUCUAUCUACGCCUUUGAAAUGGAAUGGCCUUCGCACAUGGCGAUUCAACAUUGAUAGUGACGGGAUGGAGCUCUUUAUCUUGCGUGAGCACACAUUUCUGUUGAUUGACCUUAUUGACGACUGGGGGACUGGCCCGCCAUCCGAAUACCUGCUCUUCACCCCCUUCAAGUACUUGUUAAACUUGACUCUCCGUAAUCUCAAACUUUACCUCAAUGUCAACGACGUCAACAUUAUCAACGACCCUGUGAGUAUGGACGAGAACACAUUCCUUAUUCUAUCUAGCCCCUGUCUAAAGGUAGACACUCCCAUUGAGCUUGAUACAUACCGCCCGCUCAAUAACGUGGUACCUUUCAAGAUCGAAACAGAGACACUAGGGUUUGCAUUGCAUACACCUACGUGGAAUACACAAGCGACUUUCCUGGCGUCUACAGAUAUUGGAAGCCUAGAAAAGCUUACAGUUGAUGCACGCUAUUAUUAUAAUACAACCACAUCGCCUGCUAAUACUGAUACCCUCGUUCUAAACGUCACCGCGCAGUCGCCAACAUUCCAUUUGUAUGGCUUCCUCAUCCGCUACUUUCUCUUGUUGAAAGAUAAUUAUUUCGGAGACUAUGUACAUUUCAAGACACUAGACGAAUAUCAACAGACUCUCCGAGUUGAUACUCAUGGCUCCAAUGUGCAAGCAGCAAGUCGUCCUCCACCUAAGAAGUCAAAUGAUUUAGAUGUAAUGCUAUCAAUACACGCCGAUGAUCCAAGGAUUAUUCUGCCGGCGAACUUGUAUUCGGCAAAGCGUCACAUUGCUAUUGACGCUGCGUCGUUAGCCGUUGAUCUCCGAUUCACGAACUACUAUAUGGAUCUCGAUUUGUGUCUUACACCUCUAAGCCUCUCUAUGGGAGAUGAAGAAGGAGGCGCCGUACGCCCCGCGAGUUCCACAACAAAAACACAACUUUUUAUUGACGGGCUUGCCGUUUAUGGUCAUCGCCUUUUUGGUCUACCUCCUUCUGAGCCUACCUAUCUGUGUAAUUGGGAUCUGAAUAUCGGAGCGGUUACUGGAGAAUGUUCAGCCGAGUUCAUGUCGACACUUGCUCAGGGAGGAAAGGCUUUCGGCUUUUCGCUUGACGACGACGAGAACGCCUUGCUUACACCAGCUGUAGUGUACGAUGUUACAUUCUUGCGUCUUUAUGUCGAAUCUGUCUAUAUUUGGUUACACGUCGAAGGCUCUGCUUUCUUGUGCUCAACUGGAGAUAUCAAAAUACAUUAUAACGAUUGGGCAAGGACUCAUUAUUCUAGGCGUGCCGAUAUCUCUAUCGCUCGUCUCGAGUUCUCAUGUAUCCAGUCAGAGUCCGUGGCGAGGCAGAAUUCAAAACUACAGCCUCGCGUAGCGACAGAUCUUGUUUUACGGACCAACUUUGAGUUCGCCCUUGUCGGUAGGAAGUAUGAUUUUGCCAAUGUGAGACAAUUACAGCAGGAGCUCGUUCGGCGUCAUGACCAACGGACCCAUAGAACGGACUUCCUCCUAAUACCAGGCUUACUCGAAGAUUUGCAGCCAGACUUUGUAGAACCUAUUGCUCAAAGUGUUCCCGGAGUUCCACAACCGGUCAUAUCUUCUGCUGCUCAUCUUGAUGAUAGGUCGUCAACCUUGUCAACCAACUCACACGUCUCAAGACGUCUUCGCCAUAAGAGUUCAUUUCUUUCCGUCGCAAGCUCGAGUGUAGCAGGUAGUAUACGUCGAGGGGUCUCAAAAGGCUCGGCCUCUGCUGCGCGUUCUUUUACUUAUUCGGGUUCCUCUCGUGUCUCUAGAAAUGGACUGAGAAGCCAUACUUUCCAUGACUCCUCAUCCAAUCGACGUUCGCUAUGGGGAGAUCGCCUAGGCAGCGCGAGUACAGACGCAGUGCAAAGAGCUAUCACAUUCACAAGUCAAUUCUGUGCGCCAUACUUUCCACUAGAAGCUACUCAGCUAGACCAUAUGGAUGAUCCAGCGCAAAGCAUUCAUCAUGGUCAUCAUGGCAGAGGGCCGAGUGAUUCCAAUUUCGGUUUGGAGGAUCUUGACCCUGAGCAGUUUUCACAAGAUCGUUCCCAUCAAAGCCUACUUUUUGACUUUCCCUCAGGUAUACAUCUCGCUUUAAACACUAGAUCAGUGCGUUGCAUAGUGGCUCUUCUUCGAGCAUUUCAACCGGCUCAACCGGAAGAUGUCCUUGACUCUUUGCAGAUUGGGGCAAUGUCAGACAUCUUCGCGAUGCAAAAGCAAGAGAAAAUCGGUGGUGCCAUUACAGAUGUUAUCCUACGAUUACCCCACGCCACUGCAUGUUUUGUAGACAACUCGCAUGUGGAUGACGCGACAUCGCAACACCAGGACCAAUAUGAUAUAUCGUUGGAAGACUUAGCGUUCGCUAUUCGAUCCGAAAAACACAAUGACACGCAUAGUAAUAUUCCUGUACCGAAAAAGCCUUCAUCCUCAUUCCAUUUCCAACUUGCUGCCGUCACUCUUACUGCCUCUGAAAGACUAGCUGACUUGGGUAAGACGCAAGGAGCUGUAUUACUUAAGGUAGAGAGAGUGAUCGCAGUAAUGGGCUCGAAGGAAGUUAAUUAUUUAGAUGUUGAUAUGGGUGCAGUCAACCUCAAGACCUCACCGGAGCGCAUCCAGUAUCUUGCCUCUUUAACUAAUAGGGCAAGCUCACUCGCUUCAGGAAUGGGAACACUCUUUUCAACUUUGUCAGUUGCUGAUGAGCGCUUGAAAUACUUUACGCACAGCGUCACCAUGGAGGGCCAGCAUGUGGGGGAUCCAUCUUUCGUCGUAAGACCCUCAGCUGUUCUAAGGGCGGCUAGGAGACACUUGAGGACCUAUGAUUCAUGGAAAUUGAUUACUCGACUACGAUACAUGUGGGUCACUCUUGCAUCAGGCUCUCAAACAAGAAUCGGCCGAAAAUGUCUCAAUGGCUCCAUGGAAGUGCCAUCAGAUGUCAGGGAGCAGGUUAUAGCCACUUUCGACCAUUGGAGAAGCUGGGAUCUCGACGACAUGAGCCAAGCAGUAGUCUUAGACAACAUUUUCGGAAAGCAUCUUGAUGAAGCGUCCAAUUGGGAUGAUAUUCCAUGGAUGGCUGUAGGCAGAGUCUACGAGCUACGACUUAGCCUUGAUCCGAGUCUGAAGAGCAAUCAGAUUGUGCUUUUAGAUCUCACAGCAAGGCUUAACAAUAGGCAUAACGUUGAAGAGAACCCUAGACAAUCCCCUGCAUUUGGAGGACCACUCACACUUGUCAAUUUGUAUUGCGGAGAAAUUGAUGUAAACCUCAACUGGGAGCUGACUGAGCUCGUGGACCAACUUUUGCCUAUAUAUUUGGCAGCAGGGGCUCUGUCACCCCAAGUUAACUCACCCGUUAACCGAACAGUACUGACACAUGACCAAUCAUCUCGCUCGCUGCACUUUGUGUUUGCGAUGGGCAAAGGGGCGAUAUCGCUUGAUACCAUUAACCUGACAAUUCAACCUCGGUGUGAAAAUCUCAAGUUGUCGGUAGUAUAUGGGUGUACGAAAUCGCUUAUCGUGGAGACUGAUGUUGCAGUCAGUUGCGAUGCUGCCGGGCUUAACGUCCUUAGUCACUCGCAAGGGCUGGUAACUACUCGUCUUACUAAACCGAGCGUUAUUAUCUCGCAUGAGUCACUGCUCACAGGCGACUCCCUUGGCCAUACGAUCAGAGCGGCAGCGAGCAGUCACGGCCUUGAUGUUGUCAUUUUACAGGACCCUAUAGUGCUCGCUGAGGUCGCAGAUUUAUUAAUCAUAGAUGAAGUGAACCGGAUUAAUGAACUUCAGAAAAGGCUGCCUAAAUCUUCUUCAGCAUCAGCCCCCAAGCCAUCAACUAAUGACUCCUCCUCGACUGUCUCUUUCAACUUGGCCAUGUUUUUAGACUCGUACAGCAUCACUUUACCACUUCUGCGCUCGUUAACAUACAUCAUUACUGGUACCGUUUCACGUGCAACUGUUGCUGCUCCUGCUGGCAAACACAUUACAUUUGAUUUUGAUGUCAAAGAGAACUCCCAUGAUAUGCAAAUCAGGGGUAAUAGCUCCUCAAAAAGUAUUUCUUUACUUCAGAUACCUCCCAUGAAUGGUCGAAUAAUCAGUCAAAAUACGGUUGGAGAACGUUCAGUUGAAGUCUUUGCCUCUUUAGAGCUCGUCGAACUUGAUGCAUCUGCUGUGUACAGUCUUCUCACAGCGCUCAACCGCCCCGAAAUCUCCAGUACCAUCAGUGAGCUCCAGCAACAGGGCAAGGUCAUACAAAACCACUUAGAUGAUGUUUUUGGACCAUCGACACCUGAGCCUGCUUCAUUAAAUAAUGACGACCCUAAUGUGGUAUACAAUGUCCAUGCGACGUUGGCGGGAGUCAAGAUCUCGGGAAAUGCACCGAUCAAGUCAGAUCCCAAGUAUUUUGCCCAUCUCUCGUUUUCCCUCGACCGCGUUCACGUCAAGGUGACGAACAAGCUAGAUCAAUCUGCCAUACUAGACAAUCCGGAGGUUCAUGUUAACAUCCGAAAUAUCAGCUUUGAUAUUAUGAAAGGAGUUGAAGAAGACCUGAAGUCUUGCGGCAAUCUUGCUUUCGGGGCCCUUAUUACUGCUUCUACCCGAGAGCUUGAGGACGGCAUCCUAUUAAGAGCUUUUGACUUCACAUCAGAUGGUUUCUCGGUCAACCUCUCAGCUGACACAGUGUCUACCGUUGUGGAUGUCUUAGGAUAUAUGGGUGAUAAGUUCCAGAGGCUGGAUACGUCGCGCGAACUCGAAUAUUUGCGAAAACUAAGACAAUCGAAACCGCGUAUAGCCAUUAACGAUGACGCACCGGAGACUGAAAGCGACAUAUUCGAUUCAUUUUUGGCAUCAGUUAUGUACUCAUUCCGCAUCCGCAACGUUCAAAUAGGCUGGCUUGUUGCUGGUAUCCCAAAUCAAGCAACCAAAAGCCAAGAAGACCUUUGCUUAUCUGUGAAAUUGAUCGAAUUUGCAACUCGUAAGCAGAAUUCGGCCAGGUUGACUAUCGAGGAUCUCCAACUUCAAAUGGCACCGCCGCAAUGGGAUAAAUCUAGACGCUCAUUGAAUUCCGCGUUAUUGCCCGAGAUGGUGUUUAACGUAGCAUUUAUCUCCACCACGGACGCUCGACGACUUGCUUUCCAAGCAGUCGGAAAAUCAUUGGACGUCCGCCUAACAUCUGCAUUCAUCGUGCCGGCUGCACAAAUCAAAGACUCCAUUACAUUAUCCAUUGACAAUGCCCAACGUGCCUCGCAGCACUGGACACCCGUCGUGGCACGAAAUGAUGAUGCAAAUAAGUCGGAAAAGAACACAGCCGAGCCACGAGGAUCUCUGUUUGGAAGGAAAAGGCUAGAGUCUGUACUACUUGACGCUGACUUCGCGGGUGCUGUGGUGCAUCUAUCUGGGCAAGCCUCCGAAAAGUUUCCUCUGGAUCCAGCUAAUCCAAAAACCACUCGUCAUGCGUUAGCCGGAAAGUAUGGUCAGUUUAAUGCGAGUGAGACUGGGACUACUCCUGAGCUCCGAACUCCUGGUUUGGCGUGGAAAGCCGAAUAUAGGGAUGACGGAAAAGAAGUUGCUACGCUACACGGUGAAAUCAAAAUCGAGCCAUCCCGUAACGCGCUGGGCCCAACCGUUGUGCCUCUUAUCUUGGAUAUAUCGUCGAGCAUCAAGGAGGUUGUUAGUGAUAGCCCUUCUGACGUUUCAGCGACAGAACAAAAAUCGGCUCCUAAAUCGAAAUCAACUGAAGAUGACAACAUCCUUAAUGCCGAUCCAAAUAAGGUCCUAGGUCGUGUCAAAUUGAACCUUGGUUUACGCAUUUGUAAGCAAGAGCUUACUCUCAGUUGCCAACCUAUCGGUAGGGUUGCCGCAACGGCGAGGUUCGACGACAUUUACGUAACUAUGAAUACGGUCCAUUCAGUCGAGCAUGGCAAUUUCUUCACAUUAUCUGGAACUUUCAGCAGGAUUCAUCUGGCCGUGCAGCAUGUGUAUUCUCGAGAAUCCACUGGUAGCUUUGACGUCGAUUCCAUUGUGCUCUCGUUAAUGAACAGCAAGCAUGUCAGCGGCACGAGUGGGCUCUCUGCUAUCAUCAAAAUGAGCCCUAUGAAGGUUGCCAUCAAUGCCAGACAGGUCCACGAGUUCCUACUUUUCCGCGAAAUCUGGUAUCCAAGAGAGAUGAGACAAGGCUUAGCGGCGCCGGUAGCUAAGGAAAUGAAAGAGGCGGCUUCCCAAGCUCAUUUAGUUCAAAGAUAUCAGCAGGUAGCUGCAACGGCAGCAUUUCCGUGGACGGCUACAGUCUCCAUCAGUGCCCUAGACGUCGCCAUUGACCUCGGUCCAUCACUUGGAAAGCCUGAGUUGGCCAUCAAGGAAUUCUGGGUAUCUUCUAAAAAAACCUCGGAUUGGGAACAGAAUCUGUGUUUAGGAUUUAAGGAGAUCGGCAUAACCUGCGAUGGUCGUUUAGGUGGGUUUGUUGCCCUCCGUGAUUUCAAGCUCCGCACUUCCAUAGAAUGGCCAGAGCGGGAACAAGCUUUGAAUGAAACGCCCAAAAUCCAAGCAUCAGUCGGUCUUAGCGAGUUCAAACUGAAGGCUGCUUUCGACUACCAAGCUUUCCUCGUGGCGGACAUCACCACUAUGGGGUUCCUUAUGUAUAAUGUCCGUCAACAUGCAGGUCCUGCGGGUGAUCGCCUCGUAGCUACAUUUGACGGGGAGGCCGUACAAGUUUUUGGUACUACCGCAUCAGCGGCUCAAGGUGCGGCUUUGUGGAAGGCUGUCCAGAAAUUUAUCCAGGAACGUAAAGCGAACUACGAGGCAUCAUUGCAAGAGAUUGAGAAGCAUAUGGAGCGGAAGUCUAUAAUCAGCCAGGCUGUGACAACAGCCGUUCCUUCCAGUGGAGGUGAGACGACUGAGAAGGCUGCUAAGUCACCCAUAUCCUUAGAUACCGACGUAGUAGUUACGCUCAGGGCACUCAAUUUGGGCGUUUUCCCAGGCACCUUCUCUGACCAUCAAGUUUUCAAACUCGAGGCGCUCAAUGCGCGAGCAAGGUUCGCGGCGAACAUGGAAGGGCAGCGCAUUCACAGUAUUCUGGGACUUACCCUUGGUCAGCUGCGGAUCGGGCUCGCCGAAAUCCGGGGACCCGAAGCGCCUAGGACUCUCAAAGAUAUUCGGGUUGAGCAUAUAGUAGAGAACGCCACAGGCUCGCGUGGCGGGACAAUCCUCAAAGUGCCCAAGGUCGAAGCAGUGAUGGAAACGUGGCAGAGAGCGCAGUCCCGAAGUAUCCAGUACAAGUUCAAGAGCGCCUUUGAGGGUAAGGUGGAGGUGGGAUGGAAUUACUCUCGCAUCAGCUACAUCCGUGGCAUGUGGGCCAAACAUUCGCGACUCCUUGCACAGGCUUGGGGCCGCGAGCUCCCGACCAUGUCAGCCAUCAAAGUCACGGGUGUGCCGGAAUCAGAGCAGGAGAGGAAGAAUGGCGAACAACAGAAGAUUACAGCUGAGGUUAAUGUUCCUCUGUCUAAGUAUGAAUACGAGGCGCUCGAGCCGCCAGUCAUCGAAACGCCGCAGCUACGAGACAUGGGAGAGGCUACGCCACCCCUCGAAUGGAUUGGGCUGCAUAGAGACAGGCUGCCUAACCUCACACAUCAAAUUGUUAUCGUUGCCCUGCUUGAGCUGGCGGGCGAAGUCGAAGACGCGUAUGCGAAGAUUCUGGGGUCGUGAUAACUAUGCGGCGGUUUUCAGAAGGCUUGAAAUAUAAUAGCGCAUUUUAGUAGAAGAUAUCAGGGCGAUCAGGACGCAGGUGUAUAGCAUAGCAUAGCCAGGCGUUUUGCGCAUUUUGUUUUCGAUGGCUGACUGAUGGUCUAGAUGGGACUGCUGUCGUGCACCUAUUUCAUUUUAUCCUUGUACUUCUCUUCUUCAUUCCCGUUUUUCCAUGGGCAUCAGUAUAUCAGCUGGCUUAUUAUAGAAUAUCUUCAGCUUGCUAGCCGUACUACCUGGCAAUACCAGUGUAUGAGAUCCUACACAAAAUACUAUGGCAACACCUACUAGGCCAUCUCCUACACGUUUAACUUUGAGCUAUCAUUGCCUGUGGGACUCAUUCUUUCACUCAUUGCUUCAAUUUGCAUAAGGUUGUGAUUCACACCAAGGCUGGACAGCAUAUUUCAAGGCAAUGGAAAACCAAUCAUAACCUCGAGUACAUGGCCCCUGAGCACCCGGGCUGACUCAUAGGACA